GCCAUGUGAUGUGAUCGCUUUAAGCUAAAAUCAAACAAGAAAGCUUAACUUGCUUCUUUCAUCUCUCGAGCUCAAAAUUGACAAAGAAGAUGGGGUCAUCACAGUCUGCGCAAGUGGGAGACGAAGGAGAAGACGAUGAACAAGAAGAAGAGGAAGAAGAAGAAGAGGAAGACGACGAUAAUGGCGGAUCGAAUACAAGAGAGUUGGACAAUCUCCUGGUGAAGAGAGUUCUCGAGCAAGAGCCUGAGAUGUUACCGUGUCACGCUUCUGCUUCGCCGCUCUCUCCGCAGCUUUCAUCUCUCGGAACUCCGCGAAUGGGACCAUCGAUUAAGGUCUGGGAUCCUUACAACGUCCUCGCGCCUCCUCCUCCUCCUCCCAUCUUCUCCCGAAUCGCUUCCGGGGACGAAGAUCGUUCUGUGACGGAGGUUUAUCUCAUCAGCCAUGGCGAGUGCGAUCUCAAUCUAAGGCCUGAUCUGGUUGGUGGGAGAUGCCACGUUGCUGCGCUCACCGCCAACGGUAAACGCCAAGCUAGGGCUCUUGCCGUUUUCUUCAAAUCGCAGGGGGUUCGAUUCACCUCUGUUUACUCUUCGCCUCUGGAUCGAGCUAGAUCCAUGGCCGUUUCGGUUUGCCAGGAAAUGAGUUUUCCAGAGGAGCACAUACAAUCCUCGGAUGCAGUUAUAGAGAUGAGUCUAGGAGAUUGGGAAGGUUGCAAUCAAUCAGAGAUUUACAAUCCCGAAACUUUGAGUCUAAUCGAAAGAUGCCAGCCUGAUUUCACGGCGCCAUCCGGAGAAUCACUCAGGCAAGUAGAAUUCCGAAUGAUUCAGUUUCUAAACGGAACAGUCUCAGGACUUGCAGAGAAGCUCAGGUCAGAUUUUUCCUCCACCACACAUCACAAUGAAGCCCAUGAGCGUGAUGGUUCUUCACUUCCCUCGUCGACUAACUGGGACUUGCUCCACAAGCAUCGUCCUAGUCUUACAAGGAAGAAAUCUGGUAAAAGCAGGCUUCAAGUGAUGACCAAUCACGAGCCUGACGAUGAAUUAUCACCAAGGGAAGAAGUUAAUCAUCAUCACGGUGACCUGAGUGAUCCUUCUUCUCAAAUCUCAAAUUGCAUUGGGGUUUUCACGCAUUCAUUGCCAGUUAAGUGUCUUCUGACCGGAGUCCUCGGGUGCAGUUCGGCGAUGGCUCAUAAGAUAUGUGUAGAAGACUCUUCAGUGACUGUGUUACAGCAUUCGUGGAGAAAUGGUUGGCAGAUCAAACGAAUUAAUGAUACUUCUCAUCUUAGAUUGUUGUAGCUUGAAAUUGGUAAUUAUUUCCGAAAAGAAACGACUUCAUAUGUAUACCAUGAAUCUGCAGAAGAUCAAGAACAAAGGUUCUGCAGAUUACAUGCCACGGCCUCUUUGUAAUGUUUGUUUUGGAAAGGAAAAAAAAAACA
This is a messenger RNA of Eutrema salsugineum, 1432 nucleotides long. RefSeq lists its product as uncharacterized. Lineage: Eukaryota; Viridiplantae; Streptophyta; Magnoliopsida; Brassicales; Brassicaceae. The coding region runs from base 90 to 1292 and encodes 400 amino acids. The transcript is spliced from 2 exons. The record is from RefSeq and is a predicted model, not a curated record.